This is a messenger RNA of Sardina pilchardus (European sardine), 3746 nucleotides long. RefSeq names its product helicase for meiosis 1 (gene hfm1). The transcript is spliced from 33 exons. The record is from RefSeq and is a predicted model, not a curated record. Bases 22 to 3312 code for a protein of 1096 amino acids. NCBI's taxonomy places the organism in Eukaryota, Metazoa, Chordata, Actinopteri, Clupeiformes, Clupeidae. Gene Ontology annotation, molecular function: ATP binding; nucleic acid binding.
CAAGGCACAUCAGGGCCAGGAAUGCUUCGCUCAGUGACAGAAAUACCUGCAAGAUUCAGAUGUAUUUUCAGCCAGUUUCCCUAUUUCAAUUAUGUGCAGUCAAAUGCUUUAGAUGAUAUUUUGUAUACCAAUAGAAAUUUUGUUGCUUCUGCUCCCACGGGGUCAGGGAAAACUGUACUCUUUGAGUUGGCUAUCAUCCGAUUACUCAUGGAAUCUACUGAGCCUUGGCAGAAUGUGAAAGCAGUAUACAUUUCACCCAUUAAAGCCCUCUGCAGUCAGCAGUAUGAAAACUGGAAACAAAAGUUUGGAAGGUUAGGACUCAACUGUAAGGAGUUAACUGGAGACACAGAGGUAGAUGACAUCUUUGAGAUUCAAAAUUCUCAUCUCAUCAUGACAACACCGGAAAAAUGGGACAGCAUGACGAGAAAGUGGAAGGACAACUGCUAUUUACAGCUGAUACAGCUGUUUCUCAUUGAUGAGGUACAUGUGGUAAAAGAUGCACAACGUGGAGCUACACUGGAGGCAGUAAUUAGCAGAAUGAAAGCCAUGAACACUUGCCGUGGGUUUGAAGAUCAAAAGUCAAACACAAGAUUUGUUGCUGUGUCUGCUACCAUUCCAAAUAUUUUAGAUAUAGCAUGCUGGUUGUCUGACAGUGUGGGACCUGCAGCUUGCCUCGAAAUGGAUGAGAGCCACAGGCCGGUAAAACUCCGGAAAGUGGUGUUGGGUUUUCCAUGUUCCAACAGUCAAACAGAGUUCAAGUUCGAUCUUUCCCUCAACUACAAAAUGGGCAACAUCAUUCAGACCUAUUCAGAACAGAAACCAUCACUUGUGUUUUGUUCUACAAGAAAGGGAGUUCAGCAGUCAGCAGAGGUACUUGCCAAGGAUACCAGAUUCAUUAUGAGCAUUGGUCAUAAAGAAAGGCUGGUGAAAUAUGCAGAUUCUCUCAUUGACUCAAAACUAAAAGAUUUAGUUUUGCAUGGUGUUGGAUAUCAUCAUGCAGGUGUUGAUGGAUCUGACAGGAAAGUGAUUGAAGAUGCUUUUACAAAGGGAGAUCUACCUGUACUCUUCACUACAAGCACUCUGGCGAUGGGAAUGAACCUUCCAGCUCAUCUUGUGGUGAUCAAAUCCACGGCACACUAUGUAGGAGGUACAUGCCAAGAGUACAGUGAGGCAGAUAUUCUUCAGAUGAUUGGUAGAGCAGGCAGGCCACAGUUUGACACUUCAGCAACUGCCGUGAUUAUGACAAAAUUGCAAACAAAAAACAAAUACACCAAGGUUUUAAGUGGAGCAGAGACUAUUGAGAGCAGUUUGCACUUAAACUUGCUGGAACACCUGAAUGCUGAGAUAGUUCUUCACACCAUUUCUGAUGUAAAUAUGGCACUGGAUUGGAUCCGCUCCACAUUCCUGUAUAUCCGGGCCAUGAAAAAUCCUGCACACUAUGGAUUCCCUUCAGAGCUGGAUAAAAUUGGAAUUGAAGCAAAUUUGCAAGAUUUGUGUUUGGAAAAUUUGAUGGCACUUUCUGGUGUUGGUCUGAUUACCAUGGAUGAGGAUGUCAACAUCAAACCAAGCGAAACGGGGAAACUGAUGGCAAGAUACUGUGUGGCAUUUGACACCAUUAAAUAUUUCACAAGUAUAUCUGGCAUGGAAUCUCUGUCUGAUUUGGUUACCAUGGUAUCUAAGAGCAAGGAGUUCCGUGAUAUACAGCUGAGAGUGCAUGAGAAACGAAUCCUGAACACAUUGAAUAAAGAUAAGAACAGGAUAACAAUCAGGUUUCCUAUGGAGGGAAAAAUCAAAAACAAUGAAAUGAAAGUAAAUUGCUUGAUCCAGGCCCAACUAGGGUGCGUCCCUGUCCAGGACUUUGGACUCUCACAGGAUAUGAACAGAAUAUUCAAAAAUGGUGUUAGAGUGAGCAAAUGUCUUGCAGAGAUUCUUGACCACCUUCACCAAAAGAAUUUUUCAGCACUACUGAGUGCUUUGAUACUCGCAAAGUGCUUUCGAGCAAAGCUGUGGGAAAACUCUCCUUAUGUCUCCAGGCAGUUGGAUAAAAUUGGGAUAUCCCUGGCCACAGCCAUGGUGAAUGCAGGACUGACAACAUUCACAAAGAUUGAGCAGACUAAUGCCAGAGAGCUUGAACUGAUUGUCAACAGACAUCCCCCUUUUGGAAACCAAAUUAGAGAGCGCAUACUUGCACUGCCAAAGUAUGAACUUCACUUGGAACAGCUUCCCGUGUACAGCAACUCAGCAGCAGAAAUUUCAGUCACUGUGAACAUGAGAAAUUUUGAUCAACUGAUUGCAAAAAAUACACCUCUGAGUCACCAUUACGUCACAGUAAUCAUUGGAGAUUGUGACAAUAAUGUGGUGUUCCUCCAAAAACUCUCUGAUACUGUUUUUAUGAAAUCAGGAACUUGGUCAAGGAAGGUUUGCAUUACAAGGGCUGCCAAAGGAGGAGAAAUCAGCGUAAACUUAAUAAGCUCUGAAUAUGUUGGACUAGACAUUCACCAGAGAGUCAGUGUUUUCUACUCUGCAAAACCAUUUGGAGUUAGAAACUCGAGCCUUGAGAGUUCUCCGUCCUCAAUUCCGAAAGGAAGUAGCAUGACUGUGGAUGACCCAGCUAUAGAAGUAGGAGUCACAAGUCAAGAGCACAGAGCACAGACCACAACUCUCACAAACAAUGUUAACUGCACAGAUGCUUUACAUAAAGAUUCCUCAAAGCUGAAAACAGAAAAACGACAAUGCAACCACUUCUGUAAGAACAAGGAGCAGUGUGGUCAUGACUGUUGUAAAGUGGGCGUGCAGGUUGUACUAAAAAGGACAGUACAACCAGGAUUGCACUUUUCAUCUUACCUCAGGGACCUGGUGAGCAGAAAUGAGACAUUCAUUGAAACUCCGGUGAAACGUUUAAAGAUGAGAAUACACCACACGAGUGAAACAGCAGAAGUACCACAGUUCAUUUCGGCUGCAGCCUCAAGAUUUGACCAGAAACAUGAAUGCACUGAAAUUAGAUCCCAGGCUGUAGACUUUUCACAGGGCUUCCUUUCAGCAGAACAUAUGUUUCAGUUUGAAGUCCACCAAGGUCAUCAAACAUCAUUAUGUCCUGCAAAAGAAAUGCCCGUUGGAGACCUUACAAGUGCUCCACCAUGUGCUGCUAUCAAAACAUCCCCAUCUAAUCAUGAGAAUGAUAUCCGUAAUGGACCGCAGAAUUUCUUUACAAAGAAGAUGGCCAAAGGAGGUGACAUUAAGUGCAGCUCCCUGGUCGAUAAUGACUGCACAGAAUUUGAAGAUUUUCUUGGAAUAUUUGAUGGACUCCUUUAGAUUUUACCAGCAACAUGGUUGUUUUAUACCACUAUUAUUACUUUUAUUGUGAACCCCUGGAGUUGUUUAUAUUUCUUCAAAAAACUAGUAAGGUUUCAUAUUUUAAUGCUAGGCUUUUUCUCUUUCGUUUUUACAAGAGAUCACAUUAGGCCCUAAUAUUGGUUGUCUGAUAAUGACUUAAUAACUGAAGUUAAUUUUAGUUUAGUUCAUAACUUUAAGUCCAUUAACAAAGUACGCACUUUGACAUGCGUUUUCAUUUUAAUUGUCUUUGCUCAUGAAUGUUAUCCUAUGAUUAAAAAUAAUUGUCGUUUUUUGUUAAGUAUUCACGUGAAUCAAAUUGUAGUGUUUUAUACAAUGUAAAUGAUUCCAUCUUCUGUUCUGUAGUUUUGGAGGGGGAUAAGUUGCAUAAUAUAUCUUCACUAAUUAUCAUUGUG